AUGGGUUCACCAGAAUUAGAGACACCAGUGCAUCUUCUAGCCUCCUUUGCCAUUUUUACUGUGCUUUUAGCCAUCAUUCCACAAGGUGCAAUUCCUGCUUUUGCCUCCACACUAGAAGCACAAGCCCUUCUCAAAUGGAAAUCCACCCUUCAAAACCAAAACCAAUCCACCUCCUCUCUAUCAACAUGGACUCUCCCUCCUCAAAAUGCUACCGGCUCCAACGCAACGGCGGCGAGCCCAUGUGGUUGGUGUGGCAUCUCAUGUAACCUAGCCAGAAGCAUGAUGGGAAUCAAUCUCACCGGUUCGAACAUCAGAGGUACGCUUGACGAGUUCCCGUUCUCGUCUUUGCCGUAUCUUACCUAUAUAGACAUGUACAUAAAUGAACUCUUUGGCGGUAUUCCGCCUCAAGACGGUCUUUUGACCAAUCUCACCUACCUUGACCUCUCCUUUAAUCAAUUAUCCGGGAAUAUACCACGGGAGAUUGGCUAUCUCACGAAGCUUGAGGUGCUACACCUGAUCUCUAACGAGUUGAAUGGCUCUAUCCCUGAUGAAAUAGGAAUGCAACGGUAA
Messenger RNA from Syzygium oleosum, 570 nucleotides. RefSeq names its product MDIS1-interacting receptor like kinase 2-like. The record is from RefSeq and is a predicted model, not a curated record. NCBI's taxonomy places the organism in Eukaryota, Viridiplantae, Streptophyta, Magnoliopsida, Myrtales, Myrtaceae. Bases 1 to 570 code for a protein of 189 amino acids. The transcript is spliced from 2 exons. Gene Ontology annotation, molecular function: protein binding.